AUGGCCGGCGGCUCGCCCCUCUGUGAGCUCCUCAUGGGGCUCCCUGGAGAUGAAGGCGAGCAGGAGCCGAUCUUGGACUUUGACCCCGACGAGGUGAUCGAGUUGACGUAUGGAUCUGGGCGUUAUCAACUUCGAGCGCUGCUCUUGGUUGGAGGCAUCUACAUGUUCAUCGUUCCUGGUGUUCAGAUCCAGGUCUUUGUUGGGCCGAAGAUGGUAGGAGAUGCGGCGAUCCCCGCCUUCACGGACGAGACCUUGAGCGCCAGCCAGACGCUGCUGUUUGUGGGCUGGGGUCUCGGCACCAUUUUUUUCGCCCCGGCCGCGGACAAGGUCGGGAGGAGGCCAGUGGUGUACAGCCUCACUGCUGGCCUCAUCUUGGCCUACGGCUGUUCUGUGCUGGCAGCGGAAGCCGGCUCCGUGCCCUUGUUCGCGGCGUCCAUGCUGGCCGCCGGGUCUUGCAUACCCUGCUCCCAGGUGGCCUAUGUUCUGCUACAGGAGGUGUUGCCUGGCGGGCUUCGGGUUCGAGCGACCGUCUUCAUGAACGUGGCCCAGAGUCUCGAGCUGGGGCUGAUAGCGCUGACUUGCGGAUACGUGACGAAGGGGAUGGACUGGAGGCUGGAGACGAUGAUUUUCUUUGCGCCCUUGGGCCUGCUGCUGUUUGGAGCCCCGCUCGUGGACGAGUCGCUGCACCUGCUGCUGAUGCGCGGGCGGCGCGCGAGUGCCGAGCGGCUCGCCGCCGCGAUCGCCCUCGCGAACGGAGUCUGUCCACCCCCGAACCUCCGGGCCGCCACGGGCAGACCGGCAGGGGACGCACCCCUGACAGCAGCCGGCGAUGCCCCGGCGGUGGACGACGGGCCCCUGAGGUCGCUGCUGCGGGCCCCGCUGCGCCGGCGGCUGCUCCUGUGCUGUGUCUGCUGGACGGCGCCCAGCCUGGGGUACUACGGGCUGUCCUUCUCGGCUGGGAGGCUAUCCCCUGACGUCUACCUGAACAUCCGGGGGCGUGCUCCUCUUCUCGCUGGCCGACGUGGCGGGCUACCUCCUGCCCGCGGCCCUGAUCCCGCUCGCCGGCCGGCGCAGGUUCCAGGUCGCCUGCUGCUCCGCGGCGGCCUGCUGCCUCCUCGCCGCGGGCCUCCUGCCCGCCCUGGCGGUGGCGGCCGCGGUGGCCGGGCGCCUCUUCAUCAACAUGGCCUUUUGUGCUCGUGCCGUCGUUUGCCCCUCGCCGUCACGGUGGAGGCCUUCCCCACGGGCUGCCGGACCACCGCGAUGGGAUUGUGCAACGGCGUCUGCCGGCUGCUCACCUUGUUCGCGCCCCUCGCCGCCAGGCUGCCCACCCCCGUGGCGUGCUGCAUCUUCAGCGCGCUGUGCGCCGCUGGCGCAGCCGCCACGUGCGCCCUGCCGGAGACACGGGACUGGCGGCUCUCGCAGGCGGCCGCUUGA
This is a messenger RNA of Prorocentrum cordatum, 1434 nucleotides long. The record is from the annotation of a GenBank genome assembly. Lineage: Eukaryota; Dinophyceae; Prorocentrales; Prorocentraceae.